Centropristis striata (black sea bass) is the source of this 615-nucleotide messenger RNA. RefSeq names its product hes family bHLH transcription factor 2, tandem duplicate 1 (gene hes2.1). Gene Ontology annotation, biological process: regulation of transcription by RNA polymerase II; regulation of neurogenesis; anterior/posterior pattern specification. The coding region runs from base 1 to 615 and encodes 204 amino acids. The record is from RefSeq and is a predicted model, not a curated record. Gene Ontology annotation, molecular function: protein dimerization activity; RNA polymerase II cis-regulatory region sequence-specific DNA binding; DNA-binding transcription factor activity, RNA polymerase II-specific. Gene Ontology annotation, cellular component: nucleus. The transcript has 3 exons. NCBI's taxonomy places the organism in Eukaryota, Metazoa, Chordata, Actinopteri, Perciformes, Serranidae.
AUGAGUCCCAGCAUCAAUACUGAGGCCAGCCAGCCUCUCCCUGCUAGGUCCACUGUGGCCCAGAGAAAACAAGCCAACGAACUGAGAAAGACUCUUAAACCCUUGUUGGAGAAGAGAAGACGUGCUCGUAUCAACGACAGUCUGAGCCAUUUGAAAAGCCUGAUUCUCCCUCUGGUUGGCAAAGAUAACGCUCGCUACUCCAAGCUGGAGAAAGCUGAUAUUCUGGAAAUGACCGUCCGUUUCCUCAGAGACCUUCCUUCCACUCCCGUUAAAGACUCCGCAGACAGCUACAGAGAAGGUUACAAAGCCUGCCUCCAGCGCGUCUCCACUCUGCUGCCCAAAACCAGCCUGGAUCAAGAAGCCUGUCAGCGCGUCAACGACUUCGUCCAGCAGUCCAUGUCCACCAGCGUCACCCCAACCUGCCUGAACUGCUGCGCUCAGAGCUCCAAGACGUUCCCUCAGAUCCAGCAGAGACUCUUGAGCCUCAAAUCCAGCUUCAACUCCAGACUGGAGAGCCAGUCCCGCAGCAGCAGCAGCAGCAGCGGAGCAGUGGCUCCCAGCAGAGCGCAGUCAGGUCCUCAGGCUGUCAGCGCAGCCAUGUGGAGACCCUGGUAG